Molecule: messenger RNA, 2946 nt
Organism: Lepisosteus oculatus (spotted gar)
Lineage: Eukaryota; Metazoa; Chordata; Actinopteri; Semionotiformes; Lepisosteidae
Gene: dio1
Product: iodothyronine deiodinase 1
Biological process (GO): thyroid hormone metabolic process
Molecular function (GO): thyroxine 5'-deiodinase activity
Source: RefSeq, a predicted model, not a curated record
ACCUCCGCAAUCUGCAUGGACUUCCGCCUUUGACGCGUCAUCGGUCUGUGGAUGACGUCCCACGCCAACAGUCCCGUAAAGGAAGAAGUAUUCUUUACUGCUAGAAACGAUGCAACACGUCAAGAUGCGUGCUCCACACACGCUUUAAAGCGAAUGGAUACAUAGGUUGUGACGGUAAUUAAGCACAUACUACAAAACUGUAAAGACCAGAACACCAACUAGAGAUGGUUCUGCCCCUCACGGUCUGCGUUUGUUUUCGAUGUCAUACGGUAAAAGACAAAAGUCGGGAGAACAACGUGAAUUUGGAAGCGCCCUCCUCUGAAACUCCCUGCUGUCCAGGUGAUGCGCCCACAUAGGCGGUAUCCAGCCAUGGAGAAGCUGAAGGUUUAUUUGUUUUCCAUAUUUUUGGUUUUCGUGGUUUUUGCGCAGUCGCUGUUUUUUAAAAUCCUCUCCGUAGUCUCGCCGACCCUGACGAAGACCAUUUUGCUGAAGCUGGGCGAAAGGUCCACAAUGACCCAGAACCCCAACUUCAGAUAUGAAGACUGGGGACCUACGUUUUAUCAGCUCGCUUUUCCUAAAGCCGUGCUCGCUUUCCUCAGGAAAAGUCUCAGGGACGAAGCGUUUGUAGGUCAUCCUGCACCGGACACCGCUGUACUGACCUUGGAAAGGGAAAAGACGAGCGUUUGUAGCUUUAUGAGAGGCGACAGACCGCUGGUGCUGAGCUUCGGAAGUUGUACCUGACCCCCGUUUUUAUUCAAACUUGAGGAGUUCAAGCAGCUUGUCUGAGACUUCAGCGCUGUGACAGACUUCCUCAUCAUCUAUAUAGCCGAGGCGCAUGCGACAGACGGCUGGUCUUUUAAAAACAACAUUGAUAUCAAAACCCACAGGAGUCUGCAGGAUCGCCUGGCGGCGGCCCGCAGGCUCCUGCAGGAGGGUCCCCUCUGCCCCGUCGUCGUGGACGACAUGAGCGACGUGACGGCGUCGCGCUACGGGGCUCUGCCCGAAAGGCUCUACGUGCUGCGGUCCGGGAAAAUCAUAUACAAGGGUAAAAUGGGUCCCUGGGGAUACAAUCCAGGAGAGGUGCGUGACGUUCUGCAAAAGCUGAACUAGGAGAAUCUUGUUUUCUUCUAUUUAUUGUGCCUUGUUUGCUCAAAAGAAACACAAGAUGGGUUAAAAACAAGAGGAGGCAAUUCGGUCCAAAUACCCCGCUGGCUAAUUCAGACCUAAUGAACUCAAGGAUCUCAGUUUCGUGACGGACGUCAGGGUGUCGGCUUCUGAUGGCUGUGUAGCUUGUUCCAUACUCCCAGAGCGCUCUGGGUUAGGAGGUGCCUCCUGCACUCGGUUUUGAAUGCACUUCCACAUGGUGGAAUAGUGGUGCGUUGUUUUGAUAAGGGCUUUUUAAAGAAAAUGCAAGAGUCAUGUGCAAUAAAAAAAAUAGCAAAGUAACUUGUUGUAAUAACAGCAAACACAUAACUGAAUACACUUGAAAUCUCACUACAAUGAUCCUUACACAUUUUAACAUUUUAUCACAAUUUCAACAUGUUGAUAGUCACAGAGUCUCGGAGAUGAAGGAAAUGUAUUCCAAGGGUGGUGUGGGGCAGCUAAUAAAAGGGAAGCAUUCUGACACGUUUUUCUGUUUUCUGUGCUUUGUGCUUGAUGGCAGCAGUAGAAAACCUUCAGUCGCUGUAACCUGAUUGCCCAAAAUACAGAUCAGAUAAGCACAGACACUGGUCAUACCUGCCUUAAUAAUGAAUGACAUGGUGCCUAGACUAUGCAAGCAGUCCUAUUUAAUAUUAAAGGACGGCUCUAAUUAAAAUGCACAGAAAAAUGUAAAUACACAUUUAAGCAUGGGGAGAUAGAGGAAAAAAAAUAAAUGGACGUAUGUUUCUUUCCACAGUAAUACUUGUUAAACUUUUUUCAUCACAGAGAAUCCCACAGUGCUUUGCACAUGAGAAGGGGCCCAUUUCAGUGCCCAUUUAGGUGAAAUAUCCAUGUGUGUAACACAUGGUAGCCAGUGGGAGCUAGCAGCCCAGAUUGUGCAAGCCCAGAGUGGGGAUUUAAUCAGCACACCAGGAGGCUUCUUGAGGGCCAAUUAAUUAGGACUUUAAAUGUGGAAUGAGUUAAGUCGGGGAUGCAACCGAGAUCCAGCUGGUUGCCAACUGAGAAGACCUGGCCAGAUUUGGAGGAUUAUGAAUAACAUCUUAAGAAGAAGAACUUCAACUUCGCUUAAAAUAUAUUUUGUAUUGUGUAAGCAGCCUCCCUGUUAACCUAUUGGUAUGCUUUCCUGUGUCCUGUACUAUGCUUCAGAUCCACUGCAUACCAACUACACCCCACAUGAGCUAAAUAGAUGUACUGGGGCAGGGGUUUACAGUAAUUAUGAGCAUUCAUUACUGGGUUUAAGGUCCAAGUACUCAAAGUGAAUGCUAUGCAAAUAAAAACUUCUACCAUAUUUUUUCAUUGCAAGGUGCCUUUCAGACACUGUGGUGGAGUAAGGAAAGAUUAUGAGUGUUUGAGCUGUUAAAAUGACAUGAGGUAGCAAUACUGGUCAACAAUGUCAUGGCUGGGUAAUUUUCUCCAUACUCCUACAAACCAAAGAUGAGAUUUUGUUGAGUGGUUUUGGGAUAUUGCUUUGUGAAUCUGCUUCUAAUAUGGUUUUUUUUAAAUGUUUUCUAUUGUUGUACUGGAUGCCAAUGCUCCUUGUUGUGUUGUGUUCUUUUCUGGUUUUAUAUGUGAUGGUUACAGCUAAAAUCCUCGGAGUGUUGUAACCUGAAGGCUGAAAACGGAAAAUGACAAGACAAUGGAAGAGCAUGGGUCAUUUGGAUACUAUUUUUGACUAUUGCCCUGUGACUUGCACAAAUGUUUUCAUUUUCUUUUAUAUGCAUUGUUUCAAUAAAUGUCAUUUCUAGCUAUGUUUUGCUUUUCAUUGUUUUUUUGUUAUAAAAUAAA